Molecule: messenger RNA, 3496 nt
Organism: Epinephelus moara (kelp grouper)
Lineage: Eukaryota; Metazoa; Chordata; Actinopteri; Perciformes; Serranidae
Product: leucine-rich repeat-containing protein 58-like
Exons: 4
Coding region: 268-1326 (352 amino acids)
Molecular function (GO): protein binding
Source: RefSeq, a predicted model, not a curated record
ACGGCUGCAUUGUAUGCGAGCGUCACCGCAUUCAAUGUUGCUUCGUGUAGCAACAGUAGCUUGUUCUCACUACUAAAAUUAGUGACCUAGAUUUUCACUAGCGAUGCGGUUAAAUGUCACGGGCGGGUGUGUAGAGGUAUCUCCCGUCUUCAUGUCAAGAAAAGAAAAGUCCUGGAGCUAACUCGCGGUUUACGGGGGCGUUCAGCCUACAGCAAAACUUCUGCAAGGACUUUGUUCAGAGUUUAAAUUCACGCUAAAAUCGCCAAAAUGGAGAUUCACGAAGGAGCAGCAGCGACAGGCGACAGCGUGCUCGACUUCUCCCGUCUGAAUCUGAACACAUUCAGUGCUGACAGUGUGAGCGACGAGAGGAAAAGGGACACCAGACAGCUCUACUUGAACAACAACCGACUGAACUCGUUGCCAGCGUCGGUCAGCCUGUUCUGCAACCUCGAGUUUUUGGACAUUAGCAACAACGGACUGUCGGCCAUCUGUGAGAGCAUUACGCGACUGACCAGGCUGAGGACACUCAUCGCCAAGAACAACCGCCUGGACGAGUUUUCGCUGCCCAAAGAGUUCGGCUCUCUGCAGCUGGAGGUGUUGAACUUUAGUGGGAACCGAUUUGAGGAGAUCCCGCUCCAGUGUAUGAAACUGCUGCGUCUGCAGUCGCUUUCACUCGGCGGAAACAGACUGAAAAGUAUACCUGCAGAGAUAGAAAACCUAACCAGUUUGGAGCUGUUGUAUCUGGGUGGAAAUCACAUCACAGCCAUUCCUCCUGAAGUGGCUAACCUGCCCUACCUCAGCUACCUGGUCCUAUGUGACAACCGCAUCCAAAGUGUCCCCCCACAGCUCACCAGGCUCCACUCACUGCGAUCUUUGAGUCUCCACAACAACUUGCUCACUUUCCUGCCGAGGGAGAUCCUCAGCCUGGUGCACCUGCAAGAGCUCAGUCUCCGUGGCAACCCGCUGGUGGUGCGCUUCGUCAAGGAGAUGACCUACGACCCCCCAUCACUACUAGAGUUGGCAGGACGUACAGUCAAGAGCCGAAAUAUUCCCUACUCCCCCCACGACCUGCCGUCAAACCUGCUGCACUACCUAGACCUGGCCAGCAAGUGCCCCAACCCCAAGUGUGCCGGCGUCUACUUUGACUCAUGUGUGCGCCAGAUCAAAUUUGUAGACUUCUGCGGAAAGUACCGGCUGCCCCUCAUGCACUACCUGUGCUCCCCAGAGUGCACCUCUCCCUGCAGCUCCAACCCCCAGAGCGACGCAGAGUCUGAGGAUGAGAGCAGCGUGCCCGCAUACCGCCUGCAGAGGGUGCUUCUGGGAUAGUACAACACGGAGGAGCCUGUGACCCUCCGGAGAAGCCUUGCCAGUCUGUCACUGUUUUUAGCAUUUAUACAGAGAUGAACUUGGCUUUCAGACUUGACCACACACAAACACACAUACAUCUCUCACACACACACUGAUACUGUUUAACAGUCAGCCUCCUACUGGUGUCCUGAAAAGACUUCUACUCCAUUUAAUGGAACUUUUCAGACAGGAAUCUGUUCCCUUUCUAACACUGCAUAAUAUGAGUCAACAAAACUACAUAGUUCCCAUGCAGCCAUGCAAAUCCACAGUAUGUCAGUCGUGACUCCAUCAAAGUGCUGGUCUCAUGGUCGAGCAUGGGAGGGCAGUAAAACUCAGUGAAGGCUGAAGGAGCGGCAGGGUUCUUUGCCCUUUCAGGGCAGCAUAACUUUCAUAUGACACUUGGUGCUUUUUUUGUAGCAACAGCACAUUAUUCUGCAUUUUCUGAAAGUUUUGACAUGACUUGUUUGACAUGUUUUGUUGUCCAGCUACUGCUCACACACAGCCAGCUUUUGUUUAAAUUUCUCAUGCCAGGUGAGCGUCAAAGCUGGUAUGCCAAUAAGGAAAACAGUCUAGGACUUUAUAAAAUGUCCGCAGAAACUACAGUACACUAAAUUGAUUGAGUAUGAUGCGUGAGAUGGCCUUAUAUGCACUGUGUGUGGUCCUGUUGGGUAAAGUUUUGUGCAAGUAUACUGUCCCACACAGUAGUAAAAGAUCAAGGCUUAUCUGUUUUUGUAAGAGAGGUCCAGCUGCAGAGCUCCAGGCUCGGGCCCACCUCCUCCAUCGGAUCUUUUCCAGCCCUAGGCGUGGAGAAGGAAGUCUGAAAUCAUGUACGCCUACCAGAGACAGUCUUCAGGAUAUGAUAGCAUGUGUUCAUUAGUUUGAAUAAGACACACACGCUUAACAAUACAGCCUAAUAUUUAGUUAUUAAACUAUAACUUUAAAAGUUAGAUAAUAAAACGUUAAGCAACAAAUACUAACCUUAUGAGUUGCUAUCAUUUGCUAGCUAUGUUAACGUUGUUAGCAAAGUAGCAGCAGCUGAAACAGACUUAAUACAAUGUAUUAAAUAUAUGCUACGUAGGGUAUUAUACUUAUUAACAGUACACUGUGCAAUAUAAUACAGUGGCAUGUAAACAUUAUUUACUGAUAAGGAAGCGCAAUAAACAAACAUGAUUUUCCACCAUGGGUCCGGGCAAUGUAGAUGGUCCCAGCACUGGAGGUGGCCAGAGCCUGGAGCUCUGCAGCGGGACACUAUCGGUUUUUGUCAGCAGCAUAGUCACUGCGCAUCAGCCGUAAACAUUUUUGUCCCGAUGGCACAGUUGUUAUUAAAUUAAUCCAGAACACGAGUUAAGUGAGCGUGUGGAAGAAAGCUUGUCCAGGCUCACUCGCAGGAAGUGGAUGUGGGGUGGACCAGGGAAAACCAUUCACUGUGUUCGCACAGAAACAAUAGCUAUUCAGUGAAACACAGUGGCAGCCUUCAUGUUUAUGUUCAGGGCUGUUAGUUUUCUCUGGGCAUAAGAAUAUGGAUGUGUGUGUGAAUGGAGCCCACAGUUCUGAAUUAAUUCUUUUGAGACAGAAACCUUCAUUUUUAACAGGAAAUGUUUCUGUUCCUGGUUACAUCUCUUCCUUCCUUCUUGUGUGGAGAGCUGGGAGAUUUUAAAGGCCUCCCCGGCAGGUCAUGUCCAUUAGCGAGGAGGAAAAACCUCCCACCGGCUUCACAUUAGACCUUAAUGUUUAGAAAACAGAAGAACGCUUCUCUAUGUUACAAUAAUCUCUACUAGAGCAUCUAAGUGCCUUUACUAAUGGUGACUUCUAACACAGCGGUACGAAGAAAUGUGAUACAUGCACCCUGAAAUGUGACAAGAUUAACAGUAUGAAUUAUGAAGUCAUUUUUUGAGUGAUUUUUGUACUCAUCCGCUAACAGCAGUAAAACAUAACCUUUUUAUAACAAAAUGCUUUUAUAGAAAUCCUUUUUCAAAUGUUAAACACUAUGGUACGUAUUUAAAUGACCUAAAGAAUAGAUGGCACUUAAAAAAAGCAGAAAAUAUAUUGAGAUAUAUUAAUUGUAUUUACUUGUACCCCAUUCAGAUAAUGUAAGUAGACUGUACAGUAUAUAAUAACAAAAAUAAAGACUGAUUGUAAUAUCUUUCAA